AUGGCAGCAGUCAGAGACAGUUUCCUCGACUUGGAAAAACAUCGUCUGCAACUCGAAGACUCCAUUGCUAAGCUGCAGAAGGCUUUGCAACACUGGCGAAAAUGGGACGCUGAGUACGAGUCCUUGAAAGAGGAGAUCGAGUCGGUUCCCCAGCCUGCCAGUCGAGAGGCUCUCGCGCGGAUUCGCAGAGACUUCGAGGGCGAGGUCGUCGACAAGAAGGAGAUCAAUGACCUGUUUGGCAGGAUCGAUCUGAAGCCUGCCGACCAGAUUGUCAACUUGCUUUCGCGUCGCAUCGACUAUGUUUCCAAGAACAUCGCGACUCUUGAGAAGCAGCUUGAGUCAGCGGAACAGAAGCACGCUGCCGCCAGCGUUGUCAGCAAUCCUGAUGUGCGGGACGAGGAUGGCUUGCCUAUAACAGAGAUCAUCGAGGAGCUCGACGAAGAGGGAAAUGUUGUAUCCAGUCGGCUGCAGCAGCCUGGCGACUCUAGCGCUCAGAUCAGGGAGAUCCUGGAGAAGGCAGGCGUCAAGGACAUCCCGGCCGGCAAGUCAUCACAGACGGUGAAGACACAGGGCAUCGUGGAAGAUCUUACCGACGAGCCUUCCCCUAAGGCAUCCGAGUCAAAAGCGCCAGCACAGGACCCCGCGCCGUCUGCAGAGGAGUCGCUCCUAGAGGCAGAGGUUGACGACGCUGUCUCAGUCAAGAAGUCCGUUUCCUUCGCGGAAGACACAAAGCCUCCGACAGAGCAACAGGUGUCAAGGAACGCUCAAAGGGUCGAAGAGAUCAUGCAGACCGCCAGGAGACAGGAAGAGAUCAGCCGUGAAGCGCCCGUCAUCCCCGAAGACGAGUCCGAGGAAGACGCUUUCCUCCGCCGAGAGAUGCUCAAGUACGGUAUGGAAGAGGUUGGCGCAGUGGUGGCUGAACUCAACCUCGAAGAUGGCUCUGGCGAUGACGAGGAUGACUGGGAGUACGAGUACUCUGAUCUUGAUGACGAUGAAGAAGACAAGUUUGGUCGGUCUACUUCCAGCGUCCUGGACGACGGGUACCAUGAGCGGAUGCUGGAGCUGGAGAAACGACUCGGAGUCAAGUCUCGCUUCACCGAGAAGUUGGAAGUAGACGGCCAAGACUCGGACGAAGACCAGCAAGGCAUCGGCCGUAUCAUCGUGAACCAAGGUGAUAAGGUCAAGUCCGUUGAAGCUGCCAAGACUUCGCCUACGACGUCCAUCUUGAGGACCUCUUCUCCACCGGACGCGGACGAAAGCAAGAAGAGUGUUCGCUUCGCACAGAGCCUGGACGUCGCUCCAGACACUGUUGCCGAAACUGCCGCCGCCCAGCCAAUUGUGCCGCAACCACCGCAAGAGCCCUUCGUGGAACCUCUCAGCGACAUCGUCGAGCGCACUGGUCCUGCCAAACAACCGGAGGUCAAGUCCACCCGCAAGGCGUCUCGCUUCAAGAAGCAGAAUGCAGCGCCAACUGUCGUUGAUGACGGCUUCGUUCCAAUGGGCCCACGCGAUGUGCCAUCACGCUUCAUCGACCAAGACAGGCCCACAGCCCCGACGGGACCUGAGGGGAAGACACUGGCAGAUACGGUCGUCGAGAAGGAGAGCAAGCCUCAGGACGAGAACGCAUUUGAUGAGGACUUUAUCGACCAGGAUCUUGCCGACGAGUAUCACCGACAACGGCGAAACUUCAUCCAGAAGCAGGGCGGCUUCCUCCAAGAGGACACGUCCGUGGUCCGGCCUCUCGACGAAGCUGAUGGUGGUCAGCGGAUCAGUAAAUUCAAAGCUGCCCGCCUCUCUAAACAUUGA
Messenger RNA from Colletotrichum orchidophilum, 1806 nucleotides. RefSeq lists its product as uncharacterized. Gene Ontology annotation, biological process: negative regulation of transcription by RNA polymerase II; negative regulation of phosphatase activity. Lineage: Eukaryota; Fungi; Ascomycota; Sordariomycetes; Glomerellales; Glomerellaceae. Gene Ontology annotation, molecular function: chromatin binding; transcription corepressor activity; phosphatase inhibitor activity. Bases 1 to 1806 code for a protein of 601 amino acids. The record is from RefSeq and is a predicted model, not a curated record. The transcript has a single exon.